AUGGAGACUCCUUGGGAUGGGCUUUGUGUGGUCCAUGUAGCAGUGUUGUACGCAUGCAUGGAACAGCCACCAACCACACUGAGGCCAUUUCAGGCCAUUGGCAGGCACCUGCUCUCCACUCCCCUCUCUGCCUCCCUCCCAGGACAAAAUCCUUCUCUAGUCCAACCUUGGACAAUCACAGACAGGAUGAAAACACCAUGCUGCCGCUACACACUCCUGCAGUCCAGCGUACUAGAUGAAACUUUUUCUCUGGAACCUGAAGAAGCUGCUGAACAGGAGGACCCAGCCUGUACAUCUACAGACGCACCAGCCUUAUGCACAGAAGACUUUCAUGAACAAGUGCUGAAUGAAAAGAGCAACAUUUUGAACUUAGAAGAAAUCCAGAAGCUUGCCCCACACCUCCCCCUGAGAGUGAUCGGACACCCGUGGGACCUCAUCUACUAUACAGCAAGGGAUGGAUUUAGCCUGAAGACCAUGUACCGACAUAUGAUUGACUUGGUUUCUCCUAUCUUGCUGGUCAUUAGAGACACUGAUAGCCAGAUAUUUGGGGCCUUUUCUUCUACAGCCAUCCAUGUCAGCAGCGGCUUCUAUGGAAAUGGAGAAAUGUUCUUAUUCUCCUUCUCUCCACAACUGAAGGUAUUUAAAUGGACUGGUAAAAACACCUUCUUCAUGAAAGGAGAUGCUGAUUCACUGGCAAUUGGUGGAGGCAGUGGGAAAUUUGGAUUAUGGCUAGAUGGAGAUCUGAACCAUGGAGGAAGUCAUCAUUGUGAGACAUUCAGUAAUGAAGUAUUAUCCCCCAGAGAGGAAUUCCUCAUCCAAGACUUGGAAGUUUGGGCUCUGGGUUAA
Molecule: messenger RNA, 846 nt
Organism: Euleptes europaea (tarantolino)
Lineage: Eukaryota; Metazoa; Chordata; Lepidosauria; Squamata; Sphaerodactylidae
Gene: TLDC2
Product: TBC/LysM-associated domain containing 2
Biological process (GO): response to oxidative stress
Cellular component (GO): nucleus
Source: RefSeq, a predicted model, not a curated record